AUGGUGGAGACACUGGAAGCAGCUGACCUCUGUAUCCCUACCCUCAACACCUCCUGCUUGUCAUUGUCUGUUACUCCCAGUGAAAUGCUCAACAAUAUACUGCUGUACUUUAUCACUCUGCUCACUGUGAUACUCAACUUGUUGGUUGUCAUCUCCAUCUCCCACUUCAGGCAGCUCCACACUCCCACCAAUCUCAUCCUCCUCUCCCUGGCUGUGUCUGACUUGCUCGUGGGGCUUGUAGUGAUGCCAACUGGAAUCAUCCUCCUGCAGUCCUGCUGGUUUCUGGGUAAAAUUGCAUGUGCUCUUUUGCACCUGGUGAUCUUCACCCUCACCUCUGCCUCUGUUGGGAACAUGGUGCUCAUAUCAGUGGACCGCUAUGUGGCUAUUUGUCACCCUCUGCACUAUUCUUCCAUGAUAACACAAAGCAGAGUUAAAAUCAGUGUGUCUCUGUGUUGGUUCUGUUCUGUUAACUACAACGUUAUAAUACUGAAAGACCAAUUAUCACAUAUGUAUAUUUUUAAUUCCUGCUAUCAAGAAUGUGUAAUUAUCAUAAACUCCAUUUCAGGGACAGUAGACUUUCUUCUCACCUUUUUCGGCCCUGUUACUGUGAUCAUAGUUCUCUAUUCGAGAGUGUUUGUGGUGGCUGUGUCACAGGCACGUGUCAUGCGGUCUCAAAUUUCAACUGUCAAAUCAAACAUUGUUACUGUAAAGAAAUCUGAGAUGAGGGCUGCCAGAACUCUUGGUAUUACACUUCUUGUGUUUAUACUUUGUCUCUGUCCAUACUACUUUCCUUCUAUUGCAGGACAAGAGACAACAGGGGGUGUAGAUUCAUCAGCUCAAAGGUGGCUGUUCUAUUGUAACUCCAGUUUAAAUCCUCUGAUCUAUGCCCUUUUCUACCCCUGGUUUAGAAAAGCAGUCAAACUCAUUGUCAGUCUUCAGUUACUACAGCCAGGUUCCAGUGAGGCCAAGAUAAUGUAG
Messenger RNA from Micropterus dolomieu (smallmouth bass), 978 nucleotides. Its product is annotated as trace amine-associated receptor 13c-like. Gene Ontology annotation, biological process: G protein-coupled receptor signaling pathway. Bases 1 to 978 code for a protein of 325 amino acids. The record is from RefSeq and is a predicted model, not a curated record. Gene Ontology annotation, molecular function: trace-amine receptor activity. Lineage: Eukaryota; Metazoa; Chordata; Actinopteri; Centrarchiformes; Centrarchidae. Gene Ontology annotation, cellular component: membrane. The transcript is spliced from 2 exons.